Molecule: messenger RNA, 1216 nt
Organism: Morus notabilis
Lineage: Eukaryota; Viridiplantae; Streptophyta; Magnoliopsida; Rosales; Moraceae
Product: ATP-dependent Clp protease ATP-binding subunit CLPT1, chloroplastic
Exons: 6
Coding region: 144-860 (238 amino acids)
Source: RefSeq, a predicted model, not a curated record
GUCCUCAGAAGCUGCUGUUGGCUUUGCCUGCCCUCUCUCGCAGAAGUCGCGAACGGUCUACCGAGCUUAUAUCCACUUUUGUAAGAGCUCCAAAAACCCGCCAACAAAACCUUUCUAGGGUUGCUUGUAAUUGAAGCUUGGUUAUGGCGUCCCAUACUCUCUCAGCCAUCGUAAUCCCGCUUUCGGCCUUGCAACCUUCUCAGGGAAACUACAGUAGUGCUUCUUCUCCUCUGCUUCCAUGGCGUCUCCACCCGACCAAUCUCUCGACCUCCUGUGUCGGCCGCCAACUCUUGAUUCGGCCCACGAAUUUCAAGAAUUUAGCUUCAAAGCGCCGCCCCGCCAUUGCCACGGUGCUUUUCAGCCUCCCAACUGCGAAAACGGAUAGGGCUUCUAACGAGAAAAUCCCAAACUGGUCCGCGAGGGCAAUAAAGUCGUUUGCCAUGGCGGAAUUAGAAGCGAGGAAGCUAAAGUACCCGAAUACCGGUACCGAGGCGCUUCUGAUGGGGAUUUUGGUUGAGGGAACAAGUGUAGCUGCAAAGUUUCUAAGAGCUAAUGGAAUCACACUUUUCAAGGUGCGAGAAGAAACUGUAAAUUUACUUGGGAAAUCUGACUUGUACUUUUUCAGCCCUGAGCAUCCUCCAUUGACUGAACCAGCUCAGAGAGCCCUUGAUUGGGCUGUUGAUCAGAAAUUAAAGUCAGGUGAGAGUGGUGAAAUAACAACAGCGCACCUGCUUCUUGGGAUUUGGUCUGAAAAGGAAUCAGCUGGUCACAAGAUAUUGGCAUCUCUUGGUUUUAAUGAUGAGAAAGCAAAAGAACUUGCCAAAUCUACGGACAAGGACUAUGUUAUGAACUAUAAAUAGGCAACGUAGAGAUCAAAUAACCUCUUGAAAAAAAUGCUACUUGUUUCUGGUGGAUUAAACCUUCUCCGACACAGUUUUCUAAAGACAUUUUGAGGAAGUUGCUCAGAUGGGUGUAUUUCAGACUUCGAUACCAAAUGCGUCGAAAAAAUAUUUGGACAAGUUGACAUCCGGGCUCUCUUCGGAGGAAGUUUGUGAAAUUCAGAUCUUCAAAAAGCAUAAACGAGAUUAUUGUUUUUAGCUUCUGAAAUAUCAUGCUAGUUCACUUGUUUCUCUUUUCUUCUCGCAUAGUGGCCGCGUUGUUUCCCUGGGAGUUGUAUUGACAUUUUCAGGAAACAAAGGAAAGGAUAAUUUCUUUC